AUGCAUUUUACUAAAUGUUAUAACCCUGAUGCUCCAGCCAUAGCUCCAUCUCCUGCUUCGUCUCCUGCUCCUCCAGUGCUCUGGGCUCCAGGUCCUGUCUUCCAGCCACCUGCAGAGCUUCCUGUACGCUGGAAGGAGCAGCUCCCCUCCUUCCAGCAGGACAGGAUCAGGAAGAGCCUGUUCAGGGCCAACACCAAAACGGGGAAACCAGAGUUGAUCCCACAUCCCAACUUCUGGUGGUACCCUCCCCAGCCCCCCACCCUCUUUACCCAGCCUCCGGCGUCUCCUGACGUCUUCUUCUGCCGCCCUUUGUUCCUCUGGAUGCCGCUAAAGCUGUGGUCCAUUGCCCUAGUCUGUAUCCAGCCAGCCUGUAGUAACCACAAGCUGACAGCUGCUGGCCUCUACCGCACUGUGCGUAAGGUCCUGGACAUAGAUGGGUGGUAUGACAUGGCUACUGAGUAUCUAGAGUGCAAAAGGUGCAAGAAGAAGUGUCCAGCCUGGUCUGAGGACAUCCUGGGACAGCUGGACAUUGGGCACCGCAGAAAAUUCCCUGCCAUUCUGACAAACAGGUAUUCAUGUGACUACCGUGUGGUCAUCAUGAUGCGGGAGAGGACCCAGGGCAACAGUGUCACGCAGCUUUACAAGAAGCUGCAGGAGGAGCACAGUGCUGCGUGGACACGACGCACGUUGGAGUACCUCACUGCCUGCGAGCCCUUCGUCGACUCCACCAUCAUUGAGCCUCCAGUGUUCUCUGCCCCGCCGCCGCUCCCGCCCCUUCCUAAACCCAAGUGGCUUCUGUCUGUGUAUGCCAGGGACGUCCUGUCACGGCUACCUGAGGUCAAGGCCAAAAUAACUUCGGUAUUUGGCUCUGUCCUUAAGAUGGACUCCACCAAAAAGGUUACCAAAAAACUGGCUGGUGCAGCUGCCAACACUGCCGGCUGGUGUACAAAUGUGGCCAAUGAGCACGGCCAGGUUCUGGUGUCUGUGCUGACCGCCGCAGAGGGGCAUGGACUGUGGCCCAUGGCAGCGGGUCUCAUGAGGAGGUACAGAGAGGCAGGAGUGCCACCGCCUGUCAUCAUGUAUGUGGACCGGGACUGCUGCAGCCAGCACGCACAAAGACAGUCGCAGGUCAGGGCCAUGUUUUCUGAGUGGAAUGAGCUCAUAGUGCGCCUGGACAUCUGGCACUUCAUGCGCCGUUUUGCAGCAGGAGUCAUCACUGAGGCUCAUCAGCUCUACGGCACCUUCAUGGCUCGGCUGUCGAGGUGUAUUUUUGAGCUGGACCCAGAAGAUGCUGCUGCUCUUCGUUUGGCAAAACGGGGGGAGCUUCUGGCCAGAGGAGUCGGUCCAGUCUCUGAAACAGCCCUGGACCAAAUGAUCAACAGGAAGGAGUUGGCUCUGCAUUGCCGGAAGAGGACAAGGGGGCUGGAGGAGACGGCGAGGAGGAUAAAGGCCCUAAUAGAUGAGAUGGACAGUGAGAAGGGGAAGGACACUCUGGGAGUACCAUUGCUGGACCACGAGCGCAUCCAGCAGGUGUGGAAAGACCAGGAGAGACACAUCGCCUGUAUUCAGGACCCAGAAGGCUUCCCUCUGUACCUGAAGACGGGGACGCUGAAGAAGGGUGGCGUGGAGCUCUGCUGCUACCGCUGUGCUCGUGGCUCCACCUCCUUAGAGUCCUUCCACCUCCAUCUCAACCGUUUCAUCCCAGGGACCAGUGCCAGCGACGCUCACUUCCAGGCCUACCUGCUGGAAGGUCUGAUGCGCUGGAACCAGGACCGGAUGGAGGAGGCGGUCAGGGGGAACUCUGAGCUGAGGACCUACAGCUGUGCUGAAAGGGAGGCCAUGGACCGACUCAGCCGUAAGGUCCUGAAGAUGUCGUUGGACGAGCGCUACCAACCUCCGGGGGCGUACACAGGGGAGCUUCUAGGAUUGGAGUACCUCUACAGCCAGUCUGGUCAGUCCCUGACUGUCGUGGAAGACCCAGAGGAAGAGGAUCGACUGGUCGAGCAGAUGGAUGAUGGGGCUGUUGAAGAUGAAGGCUUUGUGGAGGAGGAAUCUGAGGACCUUACCAUCCCCAUCCUCUAUGACUCCUCAGAGACUGUGCCGGUCCACAGCAGCAUCCUACAGCCCUACAGCCCCUCUUCCUCUGCACCACCCUCACCACAGCCAUCCACCUCGAGUCAAGGACUGACUCCUCUGCUCCAGUCCUCUGAGCCUCCUCUGCCUCCUGCACAGCCAAGUGGAGCCUCUGAUCCUGCAACAUCAGCUGGCUCCAUUGCUGCAGACCAGCCUCCUGCUGCAGUUCUUGGACCUGAUGGCAUCCCUGGCUGGGAUAAGGUGCAGGAUUUGGCAGAGUACCUGGUGUCCCUCCGUCAGGCUCUCUACCUGGACCAGCAGCAGGUCACAGAGGUCAUCCGCCUGUGGUCUGCCCUACCUGAUGGGGACAAGAGCAGGAUCAGCUAUCAGCCCAGACACCAAACUAAGCUGGCACAUGGUCGCUUCAAGGCCCCUAAGAACACCAGAGUGACCCCAGGAGUGGAAAGUGUGAAGAGGUGCCUGAUUGGCCACCCAGGGGGUCCAGCCCAGUGGCCCAGCACAAGUCGCUUAGUGGAGGCCAUAUGCAUCAAGCUGUGCUCAUUGCACAGGUCUCCAACUAAGAAGGCUGGUGUCCGGCUUCCUCGGUGGACCAAGGUUCUGGGUGACUACCACCACAUCAGAGACCUGGUGCUAAACUGCCACUCUCUGAUGGAGGCCACCUCUCUGCAGCUGUUCCUCCUGAACCAGAGGACCCUUACCCAGUGGUUUAAUAAAAGGGAGAGCAGCCAGGAGAUAAGUGACCUCACCCAGGGCCUUGCUGCAGAAGGUGGCAUCGCUGUGGCUGGAUCGCAGCUUCCUGCUCCACGAGAAAAGCUGUACCAAGCUCCUUCCACCUCAGGGCUCCAGCACGAGUUUGUCCUCCCCCCAAACAGAGCAGGACAGGCUCCUAAACUGCGCCCAGGCAGACGACCAGCCAGUGCCAAGGUGGUGCAGCACAUUGCCCCAGCAGCUCCUCCUCUCCCAGCUCCUAUGGCACCACUGCAGUUCUUACUGGUGAACCCUGGAUCAACGAUGAUGGCAGCAGGCGCUGGUCACCCCUCUGCUGCUCCUAUAGUGGUUCUACCUGCCACACCAGUGGCUCCUGCACCCACACCCUCUGUGUCCCGCUCUACCCAGAAGAACAGGCGGCGCAGGGCAGAGGAGGAGGCUGCUGGGACUAGCAAAAGACAAUAUGUCAGAGAGGUGGCCUUCAAUAAGUGCAGCACAUGUGGGCAGCCCAAAAUUAAAGAAUUUGGACACAGCCGCUUUGGAAGUGCCACUUUCUGCCCCAGAAACUCUGGGGGCAAAUCUUUAGAGGAGUGGCUGAGUGAACAGCGUCAGCUUAAGAGGCCACAGAACCCCCCACCCCCAUGAUCUGGAUCUAUAUCCUAGAUCAAUAAUACCAUGUAAAUAAUCCUCCCUUAUUAGUGAACUUUUCUUUAUUUUUUUAUUAUGUCAUGUUUUCCUUUCAUUUAUUAUUUAUCAAUAAUUGGUGUUAUAUUUUCUAUUAGAUUGGUUGUUUAUAUAAUAGAAGUAUGUUGUCUUCUUUAUUAUGUCUUUGUGAAUAAAUGCUGU
This is a messenger RNA of Cyprinodon tularosa, 3648 nucleotides long. RefSeq lists its product as uncharacterized. The transcript has 9 exons. NCBI's taxonomy places the organism in Eukaryota, Metazoa, Chordata, Actinopteri, Cyprinodontiformes, Cyprinodontidae. The record is from RefSeq and is a predicted model, not a curated record. The coding region runs from base 1 to 3447 and encodes 1148 amino acids.